UAAUUUUUUCCAUGACUGUAUGAUCGCGUUCAGACACAACACUGGCACCGCCAUCAGGGCAGAGACUCCACCGGGAGACGAUCAUCUGCUGGACACGGAGACAAACAUUCCAACCACGGCAAGAUCACAGUCUGUGACCCCAUGACCCGCCAGGCUGACCUGCAGUUCAACCCCAUCAGCAAGCCCACUGUGGGGUCUUGUACCAUUACAUGGAGAGACGAGUCCUGUCUGCAGGAGCAGGAGCCAAGGCCUUAAUGGAGAAUGGCUCCACUGGGGACAGCAAGACAGGUGCAAGGCCCCUGGUGGCUUCAUCCUUCCCGUAUAUAAGAGUGGGAGAGGGGGGAGGUUCGACUUCACCGGGAAACCUUGAAACUGCUGAACGUUGUGUCCAGCUCAGCACACACGUGGAGAACAUGGAGGACGACUUUCGGCCACAGCUGAAGAGGAUGGCUGUAGCCAUGGGCGCUUCACUCACAGAGCAGGACAUCGACCGCAUGCCGCGGGGGAUGACAUCACAGGGUGACGCUGUGAAAUUUCAACUUUUGGAAUACAUGAGGCAGUUCAAGACCUCAGAGCAACGAGAAGAAGCCAUCAAGAAGGCCUUCACGAUGCUCGACAAAGACGGCAGCGGCUACAUAGAGUGGAACGAGAAGUACAUUCUGUUGAUUGUACCGACUACAACCCCAUCAGCUCCCCUCUCUGAUGAGGAGGCGGAGGCCAUGAUCCAGGCUGCAGACACUGAUGGAGACGGACCCAUCAACUACAGAGAGUUCUCUGACAUGGUGAAGAUGGAGAAGAAACCGAGAAAGUAGAGCUCAUGUGGUCAACCUGAGUACAAAGUCAGAGUGUUACUGCAGAGAGAGAGAGAGAGAGAGUAAAAGAAAGGAGAAGGAGAAGACCGAGAGGC
Molecule: messenger RNA, 907 nt
Organism: Scatophagus argus
Lineage: Eukaryota; Metazoa; Chordata; Actinopteri; Scatophagidae
Product: parvalbumin-like EF-hand-containing protein
Exons: 6
Coding region: 210-812 (200 amino acids)
Molecular function (GO): calcium ion binding; enzyme regulator activity
Source: RefSeq, a predicted model, not a curated record